Messenger RNA from Amaranthus tricolor (Joseph's coat), 5546 nucleotides. Its product is annotated as myosin-17-like. Gene Ontology annotation, molecular function: microfilament motor activity; ATP binding; actin filament binding. Gene Ontology annotation, biological process: vesicle transport along actin filament; actin filament organization. Bases 369 to 5054 code for a protein of 1561 amino acids. NCBI's taxonomy places the organism in Eukaryota, Viridiplantae, Streptophyta, Magnoliopsida, Caryophyllales, Amaranthaceae. The record is from RefSeq and is a predicted model, not a curated record. Gene Ontology annotation, cellular component: cytoplasm; actin cytoskeleton; vesicle. The transcript has 39 exons.
AUUAAAGAUUAGUAGUAGUAAUCAAGUAAAAGUGGUCAUUUGAGGCUUCUUCCCUGGCUAUUGUGUUGUUCAUCCCCCACAUUCCAGCUUAAAGUUCUUUGCUUUUCAUUUUUACUACUAUUUUAAUUCUUUUCUCUCUCUUAUUUUUUGCUUAAAGCCUUAAAAUUCUUUCAUUUUCCUCCAUUUUUUCUCAUUCAAAGACAAAGACUCAUUCUCAGAAACUUUCUUCUUCUUUUUCAUCAAUUCAUACAAGUUUGAAUCCAUCAGCUUUCUUGUCUUCCUUCCGAUCUGCUGUUUCUUACUUUUCUAAUUCUGAAUUCUGAGGUAGCCAUUACUUUUUAUUGUACAAAUACAAAAAUAUAAAAGAAAUGGCAACCUCGGAAAAUGUUAUAGUCGGUUCUAAGGUAUGGGUUGAAGAUCCAGAAUUAGCAUGGAUCGAUGGAGAGGUCACAAAAAUCAAUGGCCAAGAACUUCAGGUUAAAACUACAAGUGGAAAAUUGAUUGUUACAGAGGUUUCAAAGGCCUAUCCUUUAGACGAGGAAGCUCCUGCUGGAGGUGUUGACGACAUGACAAAACUUGCAUACUUGCAUGAACCAGGAGUUCUCUCCAAUUUAGCCAUCAGAUACUCAAUCAAUGAAAUUUAUACGUAUACAGGAAAUAUUCUCAUUGCAGUAAAUCCAUUUCAAAGAUUACCUCAUUUGUAUGAUAAGCACAUGAUGGAGCAAUAUAAGGGUGCCGGAUUCGGAGAGCUCAGUCCUCAUGUUUUUGCAAUUGCUGACGCCUCAUACAGGGCUAUGAUUAAUGAGGGAAAAAGCAAUUCAAUCUUGGUUAGUGGAGAAAGUGGUGCUGGUAAGACUGAGACAACCAAGAUGCUUAUGAGAUAUCUGGCGUACUUGGGGGGUCGGUCUGGUGUAGAAGGCCGUACAGUUGAACAACAAGUUCUAGAAUCCAAUCCGGUUCUGGAAGCUUUUGGAAAUGCCAAAACUGUAAGAAAUAACAAUUCAAGUCGUUUUGGAAAAUUCGUGGAGAUUCAGUUUGACAAACAUGGGAAGAUAUCUGGUGCUGCUAUUAGAACCUAUCUUUUAGAAAGAUCCCGUGUCUGCCAGGUUUCAGAUCCUGAAAGAAAUUAUCACUGUUUUUAUCUUCUCUGUGCGGCACCCCAAGAGGUUCGAGAGAAGUACAAAUUGGAUAGCCCAGAGAAAUUCCAUUACUUAAAUCAAACGAAUUGUUAUAGGUUGGAUGGAGUUGAUGAUUCUGAGGAAUAUCUAGCGACUCGAAGGGCUAUGGAUGUGGUUGGGAUCAGUGCAGAAGACCAGGAAGCUAUUUUCAGAGUCGUUGCUGCAAUUCUUCAUCUUGGUAAUGUAAACUUCUCUAAAGGAGCAGAGGUAGACUCUUCUGUUCUUAAGGAUGAGAAAUCGAGGUUCCAUUUAGAGAUGACUGCUGAACUGCUUAGGUGUGAUGUUAAGAAUCUAGAAGAUGCACUUAUUAAACGUGUGAUGGUGACCCCAGAAGAAGUAAUCACAAGAACUCUUGAUCCUGAUUCUGCAGCUGUUAGUAGAGACGCAUUUGCUAAAACUAUAUACUCGCGUUUGUUUGAUUGGCUUGUGGAUAAGAUCAAUAGUUCAAUUGGGCAGGAUCCAAAUUCCAAAUCAAUUAUUGGGGUUCUUGAUAUAUAUGGUUUUGAAAGCUUCAAAUUCAACAGUUUUGAGCAGUUUUGUAUCAACUUCACCAAUGAAAAGCUCCAGCAGCAUUUUAAUCAGCAUGUUUUCAAGAUGGAGCAGGAAGAGUAUACGAAAGAAGAAAUCAACUGGAGCUACAUAGAAUUUGUGGACAAUCAGGAUGUAUUGGACAUGAUUGAGAAGAAACCAGGAGGGGUUAUUGCGCUUCUUGAUGAAGCAUGUAUGUUUCCCAAGUCUACGCAUGAAACAUUUGCUCAAAAAUUGUACCAGACAUUUGCAAAACAUAAACGCUUUGUGAAACCCAAGCUUUCUCGCACAAGCUUUACCAUCUGCCACUACGCAGGAGAGGUGAUGUAUCUAGCGGAUCAGUUUCUAGAUAAAAAUAAAGAUUAUGUUAUAGCAGAGCAUCAAGAUCUUCUGCAAGCCUCAAAAUGUUCUUUUGUAGCUGGUUUGUUCCCUCCACUUCCAGAGGAAACAUCGAAGUCUUCUAAAUUUUCUUCAAUUGGAUCUCGCUUUAAGCUACAACUUCAGCAAUUGAUGGAGACUCUAAAUUCCACAGAGCCUCACUACAUCAGAUGUGUGAAACCAAAUAAUCUUCUGAAGCCUGCUAUAUUUGAGAAUGUUAAUAUCCUUAACCAGUUACGAUGUGGUGGUGUUCUUGAAGCAAUCAGAAUCAGCUGUGCUGGAUAUCCUACAAGACGAACAUUUGAAGAUUUUAUUCUCCGUUUUGGUGUGCUUGCUCCUGAAGUUUUGGAUGGGAAAUGUGAUGACAAGGUUGUAUGCCAGAAGAUAUUGGAUAAAAUGGGAUUGAAAGGUUACCAGAUAGGAAAAACAAAGGUUUUCCUACGAGCUGGUCAGAUGGCAGAGUUGGAUACAAGGAGGGCAGAAGUUUUGGGCAACGCUGCAAGGAAGAUUCAAAGAUGUGGACGUACAUAUAUAGCUCGCAGAGAAUUCGUUGCGUACCGAAAUGCAGCUAUUCAACUUCAGUCUUGGUGCAGAAGUGCUCUUGCCCGUAAGGUUCAUGAAGAAUUGCGCAGACAAGCAGCUGCGAUUAGAAUUCAGAAAAGCAUCCGCUGCUACAGGGCCAGGAAAUCCUAUUUGACAGUAAGGUCAUCUGCAAUUAAAGUACAGACUGGAUUAAGAGGGAUGCAGGCUCGGAAUGUUUUCAGAUACAAAAAAGAAACGAAGGCUGCCAUCAUUAUUCAGACUCGUCAGCGAUGCCACGUGGCUUCUUCUUAUUACAAGAGCCUUCAAAAGGCUGCUCUUGCUACUCAAUGUGGUUGGAGACAAAGAGUUGCAAGGAAAGAACUCAGACAGCUCAAGAUGGCUGCCAGAGAAACGGGCGCUCUCAAAGAAGCAAAAGACAAGCUGGAAAAGCGAGUGGAAGAACUUACAUGGCGUUUGCAAUUCGAGGGUCAAUUAAGGAAAAACUUGGAAGAGGAGAAAGGUCAAGAAAUUGCCAAAUUACAGGAAGCUUUGCAAGCCAUGCAACUGCAGAUCGAUGAAGCAAAUGCUCGUGUGGUUAAAGAGAGAGAGGCAGCUAAGAAAGCUAUUGAAGAAGCUCCUCCAGUCAUCAAAGAGGUUCCGGUUAUGGUUCAAGAUACGGAGAAGGUCGAGUCAUUAACUGCUGAAGUUGACAAUCUAAAGGCCUUAUUAGAGAGAGAAAAAGAGGCUGCCGAUGUUGCCAGAAAGGCUUUCUCAGACACUGAGGAAAGAAAUGCAGAGUUACUUAAAAAAGUUGAAGGUUCAGAUGACACAAUAUCACAACUCAAAGAUUUUAUGCAAAGAAUGGAGGAGAAACUUUCCAAUGCAGAGUCAGAAUCUCAAGUACUACGCCAACAAACAUUAGAGAUGACUCAAAAGCUCUCUAGUGCGGAGUCAGAAAUCCAGCAGAUGGCAGAAAAACUUAAGAAGGCAGAGUCAGAGUUGCAAGGUCUUCGACAACAAGCCCUCACAAUGUCACCUAUAGCCAAAUCUGCUCCAGUCCGUUCAAAGACAAUGGCUGUUCAGAGAACUCCUGAGAAUGGGCAUAUUCAAAAUGGUGAAGCUAAGCCCAUACCUUCACCGAUCACGACUAUUGCUGAAUAUUCACCUGAGGAUAAACCACAAAAAUCUCUUAAUGAGAAGCAGCAGGAGUAUCAAGACUUGUUGAUCAAGUGCAUAGUAGAGAACCUUGGAUUUUCCAAGGGCAAGCCAAUCGCCGCUUGUGUUAUAUAUAAGUGUCUACUUCAGUGGAGGUCCUUUGAAGUUGAAAGAACUAAUAUUUUUGAUCGUAUUAUACAAACAAUAGGUUCAUCCAUAGAGGUUCAGGAAAAUAAUGAUAUGUUAGCCUAUUGGUUAUCUAAUACAUCCACGUUGUUGAUGCUACUCCAACAAACGCUCAAAGCCACGGGAGCUGCUGGCUAUACUCCACAGAGACGUAGGACAAUGUCAACUUCUCUGUUUGGAAGAAUGUCAUCACUUAGAGCAUCUCCUCAAAGUCCUGGCCUGUCGUUUCUCAAUGGUCGCCUCAACAAAACAGAUGAUGUUCGCCAAGUUGAGGCCAAAUAUCCUGCUUUAUUGUUCAAACAGCAGCUUACAGCAUUCCUCGAGAAAAUAUAUGGCAUGAUAAGAGACAACUUGAAGAAAGAGAUCUCUCCAUUGCUUGGGUUAUGCAUCCAGGCACCUCGAACAUCACGGGCAAGUUUGAUGAAAGGACGGACUCAUGCCAAUACUGUUGCUCAACAAGCUUUGAUAGCACACUGGCAAAGCAUCGUAAAAAGUCUCAACAAUUACUUACAGAUGAUGCAAGCAAACUACGUUCCUCCUUUCUUAGUACGAAAAGUUUUCUCUCAAAUAUUCUCAUUUAUCAAUGUCCAGUUAUUCAACAGUCUUCUGCUACGACGUGAAUGCUGCUCCUUCAGUAACGGAGAGUAUGUAAAAGCAGGUUUAGCAGAAUUGGAGCAGUGGUGCUAUGAUGCUACAGAGGAAUAUGCCGGCUCAGCAUGGGAUGAGUUGAAGCAUAUUCGACAAGCGGUCGGAUUCCUUGUCAUCCAUCAGAAGCCCAAGAAAACGUUAAAUGAGAUUACAAAAGAUCUAUGUCCAGCACUCAGCAUACAACAAUUGUAUAGAAUCAGCACAAUGUACUGGGACGACAAAUAUGGAACUCAUACUGUAUCUUCCGAUGUUAUUUCAAGUAUGAGAGUUCAGAUGACCGAGGAUGCAAACAGUGCCGUGACAAAUUCAUUCUUACUAGACGAUGAUUCAAGUAUCCCGUUCUCUUUGGACGAGAUCUCCAGCUCAAUGCAACAGCAGCCCGGAACAGGUGAUAUAGAACCUCCGACACUGUUAAGAGAACACUCGGGUUUUUCAUUCUUAAUUCAAAACUCAGAGUGAGCACAAACUAGGGUUGUAAACAUGAACAUGAAAUCCCGUCUCAGCCCGGAUGGCCUAUCGAUCUACUGCAUUCAUUUGGCAUGCGAAAACUUGUCCAUAUAUAUUCAACAACACUCACCUGAUUCUUUAUAUAUUGGAAGGGCAUCCAUGGUUUGCCUUACACACAGGAGAGGUUUAUUUAUUCUUUUACGGUCGCGUCCUUUUAAGGCGACUGGUUAUUCUUUAAAUUUUGGAAGUCCAUAUGCUCUAUGGACAUAAGUGUGCAAAUUUUAGUGCCAUGAUUUUUUCUUUUAUUGUUUUUUGUCAGUCCCCUUAAAAGGGAAGGGGGUUUAUGAUGAAAAUGGUUUGUUUUUUUAUUAGGGUUUUUUAAUAGUUUGUUGGUUGAGUGUAUCUAAAGGUAGGUUUGCCAAGCUUUGAAGCAUUUGUUAUAUUGAGGAAUUAUGUAUGUAUUCAAGUUUUUUGUAGUAAAUAUAAGUGCACUUUUAUGUAUAA